This is a messenger RNA of Cornus florida, 666 nucleotides long. Its product is annotated as disease resistance protein Roq1-like. Gene Ontology annotation, biological process: signal transduction. The record is from RefSeq and is a predicted model, not a curated record. The transcript has 2 exons. The coding region runs from base 1 to 666 and encodes 221 amino acids. NCBI's taxonomy places the organism in Eukaryota, Viridiplantae, Streptophyta, Magnoliopsida, Cornales, Cornaceae.
AUGGAUGCAUCUCCUUCUUCUUCUUCUUAUUUGCCUCAAUGGAAUUGUGAUGUCUUAUUGAGUUUUAGAGGUGAAGAUACCUGCAAGAAAUUUGUGGACCAUCUCUAUAUGGCUCUGCAACAGAAAGGAAUUCACACCUUCAAAGAUGAUGAGAAACUUCAGAGAGGAAAAUCGAUUGCUUCUGAGCUCCUCAAGGCAAUUAAAGAAUCGAAAUUUGCAAUAAUCAUUUUUUCAAAAAACUACGCAUCCUCCUCAUGGUGUUUGGAUGAACUUGUAGAGAUUAUUAAAUACAGGAAUAAAGUGGGACAAAAAAUUUUGCCAAUUUUCUACAAUGUCGAUCUGUCACAAGUACGGAAACAAAAUGAAAGUUUUGCAGAAGCAUUUGCCAAACAUGAGGAAAAUUUUGGAGACGACAUGGAAAAGGUUCAAAAGUGGACGGCAGCUUUGGUAGAGGCAGCAUAUUUAAGCGGGUGGGAUUUGAACGAUGUAGCAAAUGGGCAUGAGGCGAAAUUUAUCCAAAAAAUUGUUCAAGAGAUUAUAAAAAAAUUGGAUCAUAUACCUUUAUAUGUUGCCAAGUAUGAAGUGGUGAUAGAUUCUCGUGUCAACAAAGUGAUUGCUUUGCUAAAUAAUGGGUCAAAGGAUGCGAUUCUUGUGUCAAGAAAGUGA